CUAUUAGUGGUGGGCUUGGACUAUUACAAAUGGUAUAAGAGCUAGACACCAAGCAAUGUGCCAGUGAAGACGUUAGGCCCCCAAAGGGGGAAGGUGGAUUAUAAGAUUUCACAUCUGUUGGAGAGGAAAACGAAGCAUUCUUUAUAAGGGUAUGAAAACCUCUCUCUAGUAGACGCGUUUUAAAACCGUGAGGCUGACGACAAUACGUAACGGGUUAAGCAGACAAUAUCUGCCAGGUGAAGGCCAAGAUUCAUAAUCGAGAGGAUGAUCAUAGGAUGAUCCAAAUCUUUCUGAGCAGUUUCAUAAGUCAAAAGAGUUUGAACAGAUCAUACCUAAGUUUUAAUAUUCAAUGAGAAACGAGCCAAGUCAGCGACUCAUGAAUGUUAUCAAUGAUCCAUCCUUUACCUCUGCUAGAUUCUCAUUGCUCUGUCGGGCAUCAGCAGUCUUCUCCCUAGCAGAUAAGCCGUGGGUACCUCUUGGCCACUUGACUGACAUGAAUGCUUGACUUAUCUGCAGCAACCAGGCCCACAAAAUUUAGACUUCCCAAGUCCAAGAGUGAAGUCAAAUCUCAAAAGUAAGCAUCCAUGUCCAUGUUUUGGAGUGUUUGGUUUCUGGAUUUUGCAAACCCUGAGAAGAACAAAGGACAACCCAUUUCACUCCACACAAAGCUUCUCUGUUUGCUGUAAUUUUCAAAUCAUCACAUCCUCAAAAUGAAGAUCUUUCUCCUUUUCAAACUGGGUCAUCAUAUUUAAGCUUCACAAAACCAGAGACCACAAAAUGAAGUACAAUACGCAGCAUUUACAUACGAUCACAAGAAAAGAACCUAUGAAGACAGGGACAGGACAUCCCAAGAGAGAUUGAAUGAAGAUAUCCCAGCCAAGGCCCCUUCUCGUGAAUGUAUUUGCAAAAGAUGGUUGGUCAGGGAAGGAAGGGCCUCGAAAAGGGAAGAAGAAGAGCAAUAAAGUGAGCCAUUAGCAGACAGAAGCCAACAAAUACGUAGAAAAGUCCAGAAGAGGAAACAAAGCCAUGGAAAAUUAGUUUAAUUCACAAUUUGGUUGGCCUGAAAACUUUGAAUUAAAUACAAAAGAAAGAGAAGUCAGCAACCGACUGUAGCUUUUGGAUUAUUGGAAGGGCAGGUUGGACAAGUGUAAACAGGGAGGAGAAGACCAAAAAAAAUUUGAUGGGUCACGAGGAUGAAUCAUGAUAUAGGUGAAAAGGGGUCGGGAAAGCUUUAUUGAAUUAGAUUUUUGAGUUUCCAUUGAAGGGAGCAAAUAGAAAGCUUCCAAAGCUGUAAGCGCCGAGCCUUUCACAUGCUUUGCUUCCUUGGCUUGAGAGUGUGAAAAGAAACAGGGACCAGUCGGCCAUUAAUGCAGAGCUUCCCCCAUCUCAAAUCUUCCUUCCAUUGAACCUUCUGAGAGUAUUGGAAAAACAGAGCAAUACUCUGUUUCAGACCUUGUUUCUUUUUGCUGAUACGAGAAGAAAAAUUGCUAAAGCUCUGAAAGUUGUGGUGUUUCUUUGCUUCUUAUAAUGGGUGUCUGCUUAAGUACCAGAAUCAAAGCUGAAAACUCAUGUAAUACAGGGGUGAACUCUAAUGCUGUGAGUACUGAUGGAAACGAUAUCGGUAGUAGUAUAACGAGCAAGAUCUCGUUGUCGUCGAUGCCACCGACUCCACGAACCGAAGGCGAAAUCUUGCAGUCCUCCAAUUUGAAGAGCUUCAGCUUCGCCGAGCUUAAGGUAGCGACGAGGAACUUUCGACCGGAUAGUGUGGUUGGAGAAGGAGGUUUUGGUUCAGUUUUCAAAGGUUGGAUUGAUGAGCAUUCCUUUGCUGCUGCCAAGCCUGGCACAGGAAUGGUUAUUGCAGUCAAAAGGCUUAACCAUGAUGGUUUCCAAGGUCAUAGAGAGUGGUUGGCCGAAGUGAAUUUUCUAGGCCAACUUUCUCAUUGUCACCUUGUGAGGUUGGUUGGCUACUGCUUAGAAGACGAGCAUCGUUUGCUCGUUUACGAAUUCAUGCCUCGAGGGAGCUUGGAAAAUCAUUUGUUUCGAAGGGGAUCCUAUUUUCAACCUCUUUCAUGGAGCCUGCGCUUGAAGGUUGCACUUGGUGCUGCAAAAGGGCUUGCCUUUCUCCACGGUGAUGACCGAAAAGUGAUCUACCGCGACUUCAAGACAUCGAACAUCUUGCUCGACUCGAAAUACAAUGCCAAACUCUCUGAUUUUGGGUUGGCUAAAGACGGGCCAACGGGCGAUAAAAGCCACGUCUCGACUCGGGUGAUGGGUACCUAUGGAUAUGCAGCCCCGGAAUAUCUAGCCACAGGUCAUCUAACUACUUGGAGUGAUGUCUAUAGCUUCGGAGUUGUCCUACUAGAAAUACUAUCUGGAAGAAGAGCAAUAGACAAGAAUCGACCGGCUAGAGAACACAAUCUUGUUGAAUGGGCAAAACCUUACCUUGCAAACAAACGCAAGAUUUUUCGAAUAAUUGACAGUCGUCUCGAGGGCCAAUAUUCAUUGGAUGGAGCCUACAAAGCAUCUACCUUAGCUUUACGAUGCCUAUCCAUUCAACCCAAACUUAGACCAAACAUGAAUGAUAUUGUAAAAGACCUCGAGCAUCUACAAGAUUCCACACUCCCUACCAGCAACAGGAACUCAACCAAUAAUCGUUGUGCUCGUAGGCAUAGCGCCGAUAAUUCCCAUAAGCCAAAUAGCGUUCAAGCAUACCCCCGACCUUCUGUUUCAACACUCCACACAUAAGAUGGUGAUCAAGUAACUAGAUUGAGAUGGUUCGUAACAAAAUCGAGGAAUUUAGCAAAUGCAUUCCAAUCUACAAGAACUGUACAGUUUUUUUAGUAAUUCCUCCUGUGGUGAUUCUUAGAUUGGUUUGUACUUCGUUUCGAAUUCUGAUUAUUAAAGUGAUUUCUAGAG
Messenger RNA from Cucurbita pepo subsp. pepo (vegetable marrow), 2916 nucleotides. NCBI's taxonomy places the organism in Eukaryota, Viridiplantae, Streptophyta, Magnoliopsida, Cucurbitales, Cucurbitaceae. The record is from RefSeq and is a predicted model, not a curated record.